Diorhabda carinulata is the source of this 1751-nucleotide messenger RNA. RefSeq names its product phenylalanine--tRNA ligase alpha subunit (gene alpha-PheRS). Gene Ontology annotation, cellular component: cytoplasm; phenylalanine-tRNA ligase complex; cytosol. Gene Ontology annotation, biological process: phenylalanyl-tRNA aminoacylation. The record is from RefSeq and is a predicted model, not a curated record. The transcript is spliced from 4 exons. Gene Ontology annotation, molecular function: tRNA binding; ATP binding; phenylalanine-tRNA ligase activity. NCBI's taxonomy places the organism in Eukaryota, Metazoa, Arthropoda, Insecta, Coleoptera, Chrysomelidae. The coding region runs from base 205 to 1686 and encodes 493 amino acids.
GAUUUCAGCCUGUCAAACUUCAACUAUCGAUUAGGUUAUGGUAAAUUUCAAAUAUUUAGAAUUAAUAUAUUUUAUUUGUUUUUGUAUAAAAGGGAGUUUUGUUACUUAAUUAAUAUAUCAGUUGGUAUAGGAAAACUUUUAAAUAUCGUAAUUAUUCAUUAUUUCUAACGAAAUUAUUUUUUUUUCGUUAAAUCUUGUAUCGGCAUGGCACAAUUAAUAGAAAACAUUUUGAAAUACAUCUCCGAUAAUGGGGAAGUAAAUUCUUUAAAAUUAUCUAAUGUUUUUAACGAAGAUCACCAAAAAAUCAUAGGAGCUAUUAAAAGUAUACAAGCUCAUGGAGAUUUGAUUUCAGCAGAAGUAGUUACUGAUAAGAAAAUUGAAUUAACAGAAGAAGGAAAUUUUAUUUCUUCAAAUGGUAGUUAUGAAGCUUAUAUUUAUAAUGCAAUUGCUGAAAAUGGUACACCACAAGUAGAAAUAAUGAAAUUACCUAAUGCUAAGAUAGGUUUUAGUAAAGCUAUGUCUGCGGGUUGGAUAGCAGUAGAUAAAACUGUAAACCCUCCGUUGGUUAAGAAAAAAGUACCGUUAAUUGAAGAUAUUGUAAGGGAACACCUAAAACAAGUCACUAAAGGUGAUUUAUCAAAAAUAUCAGAUAAAGAGAAGCAGGAAUAUAAAAAAAGAAAAUUAAUCCAAGAGGUGAUUGUGAAGAGCUAUAAUUUGAAGAAAGGACCCGAAUUUAGUCUCACUUUAACAAAAUUAGAAACUGAUUUAACCGCCGAAAUGAUCAAUUUCGGUUCAUGGAAAAAUCUUAAGUUCAAAGAGUACAAUUUCGAUGCAUUAGGUGCCCAAUUGGAAUGUGGUUAUCUUCAUCCUCUAUUGAAAGUUAGAUCGGAAUUCAGACAGAUAUUCUUAGAAAUGGGAUUUUCAGAAAUGCCUACAAACAAUUAUAUUGAAAAUUCUUUUUGGAACUUCGAUGCUUUAUUCCAACCCCAACAGCAUCCUGCUCGGGAUGCACAUGAUACUUUUUUCAUUUCAGACCCACAGAUUAGUACCAAGUUUCCACAAGAUUACUUAGAACGAGUCAAAAAGGUUCACAGCAAGGGCGGUUACGGUUCCAAAGGCUAUGGGUACGAUUGGAAAAUCGAAGAAGCUCAAAAGAAUUUGUUAAGGACUCACACGACUGCUGUUAGCGCUAGGAUGUUGUACAAAGUAGCCCAGCAGAAAGAGUUCAAACCGAUCAAAUUAUUCAGCAUAGAUAAAGUUUUUAGAAACGAAACUUUAGACGCUACUCAUUUAGCGGAAUUUCAUCAAGUAGAAGGCGUUAUUGCUGAUUACAAUCUCACACUUGGUGAUCUGAUUGGGGUUUUCGCGGAAUUUUUCAAAAAAUUAGGUAUAGACCAACUAGAAUUCAAACCGGCGUAUAAUCCCUACACCGAACCGAGCAUGGAAAUAUUCUGUUUCCAUCCCGGUUUAGGGAAAUGGAUAGAAACCGGCAAUUCAGGUGUUUUUAGACCGGAAAUGUUAUUACCAAUGGGUUUACCCGAAGAUGUAUGUGUAAUAGCAUGGGGAUUAUCCUUAGAGAGACCUACUAUGAUAAAGUACGGUUUUAAUAACAUAAGAGAUUUGGUUGGACCUAAAGUCGAUUUGGAAAUGGUUCAAAAAAGUCCCAUUUGUAGGUUGAACAGAUAGAAUGAAAUCUACAGGAACGUUAAAUAUAUUGUAACUUUAUAUGGACAUAAAGAGGUGUUUCUAAA